Ruditapes philippinarum (Manila clam) is the source of this 1113-nucleotide messenger RNA. RefSeq lists its product as uncharacterized. The record is from RefSeq and is a predicted model, not a curated record. Gene Ontology annotation, molecular function: protein binding. NCBI's taxonomy places the organism in Eukaryota, Metazoa, Mollusca, Bivalvia, Venerida, Veneridae. The transcript is spliced from 3 exons. Bases 59 to 823 code for a protein of 254 amino acids.
UUAAGAUAUUUUAAGCCAUUGAAAGGCAGAUCCGUAAAAGAAAAAAACAAAACAUUGCAUGAAUUGUUUAUUACUUUUUGUGUGUCUACUUUUUGGACAAGUGUUAGGAUUUCUAGUUCAAAAUGGAGGUUCAGCAACAUCAAACACUCAACCAAAUGAUCAAAUUAUCCAAAAUCUUCUCAACUUAAUCAUCAACGAGCAAAACUCGAGAUUACAGCUGCAGAACGACAUGAGAACAAAACUAAACGAACUAAGUGCUCGAUUAGUAACGAUGGAACAGUCCAACGCUGACGUUUCUAAGCAACUGACAAAAGAGAAAAACAACAGAGAACAUCUUGAGCAACUGUAUGCUGCUUUGGAGAGACGUGUUCUUAAUAUACCAAUGGCUAACGAUACAGGCUUACAACAGUACGAAUUACACAGCUUAGAAUCAAAGUUGAUCAGUUUAGAAGCGAACAUGCUGAGCAAUUUGACAGACGUGAAUGAUAAAUUUAACAAUUUAACAACGGAUAACAGGAUCGACGUAAUCCAGGCUGAAUUACACAAUGCUGAAUCAAAACUGUUCAGCUUGGAAAAUAUGUACACAAGUAUGGUUAACAAUCUAACCGGAUUCACUUUAAAGCUAUAUAACCUCGAAACAAACAGAACAGAAAAGCAUCAUACAUCUAUUGGAUUUACAGUAGGCACUCCAGAUAAAUCAUCCGUUUCUAUUCUAAAGUACAAAGUCGUAUAUCUCAACAAAGGAGGGGAUUAUAACCAGUCCACUGGAGUUUUUACAUGCCGAGCCCCGGGCCUUUACGCUUUCUCUGCAACUAUGUUUUAAACCGCAGGUGAAAGUGAAAGUUACUGCUAUUUCAAUGUCAACACUCGUCAGUAUACGGCAGUAAGCAGUGGUGUUCACCAGACGGAUGGUUAUUUGACAGGUUCCCAAACAUUAGUGUUCAUGUUGAAAGUUGGAGAUAGAGUUUACCUAUCUACCUGUGGAGGCAUAGACCAAACAGACGUACACUCAAGCUUUUCCGGAUUUCUUAUAUCCAUUUAAAAUUUACUUCAGCAUCAUUCGUAUAAACUAAUUGUAGCUGUUGAUCACUUUUAUGAAUUAAAAAAGUAGUU